GGAAAAGGGCGGGAGUUUGAGGCACACCUGACCACAGGCUCCUCCCACCUCGGUCUGGCGUGUCUGCUGUCUCGUCUGCGGUUUCGCGGCUUCCUUCAGUGUUUGACCAACCUCGAACCGAAACUCGAGACCCUGAAACCGCACACGGCGAUGGCUGCCAGCUGAGAGCCUCCGGGGCGCGCGACCUUCAGGCUACAGCUGACAUGAUGGAGGUGGAGGGCAUCUACACAGAAGUGUUCGAGUGCUCUGAGAGGAAGGAGGGGUCUGGAGGAGCAGAUUCUCUGAUGGUCAGCUCUACUCUGAGCUUGGCUCCUCUGGUGGACAGCUCGCCGUCCGUCCGCCGCUCCCAGCCCAUUCUCAUCACCUCCAACAGGAUGAAGGGCAGCGACUCGUACUCCUCCUCUGUUCCCUCCAUCCCUAACCCUUUCCCGGAGCUAUGCAGCCUCGCCAAGUCCCCUCUGCUCAUCAGUUCCCUCCCACCAGAGUCCAGCCAAAAACACCUGAUUAAGGUUUAUGGGGAGGACAACCACUGCAAGUCUGUGUGGGUUUCUCGAAGAGCCACAGCACGAGAGGUGUGCCACCUGCUGGUGCACCAAGCUCACUGCAGCGAUCAGGAGAGCUGGGCUCUCUUUGAACAUCAUCCCACUCUGGCUUUAGAGAGGUGUCUUGAGGACCAUGAAGUGGUUCUGGAGGUACAGGCCACCUGGUCUUUGAAGGGAGACACGAGACUCACCUUCUGCAAAAACUACGCCAAAUACGAGUUCUUCAGGAACCCCACGCUUUUCUUUCCAGAGAGCAUGAUCUCCGACAGCGCCGACGUCAGCAAGGGGAUGACCUCAUCAGAGCUCAUUCAGAACCUGCUGAGAUCCGGUACCUGUCCUGAGAUCCAGGGUUUCCUGCACAUAAAAGAACCAAGUCGAAAGGCCUGGAAGAAGAUUUACUUCUUUCUCCGACGUUCUGGGCUCUACAGUUCCACCAAAGGUUCUUCCAAGGAGCCUCGCCACCUGCAGUGUGUGGCAGAUCUGGACAACCUCAACGUCUACACUGUGGUGAACAGCCGUAAACUCUACGGAGCUCCAACAGACUUCUCCUUCUGCAUCAAGCCGUCCAGAAACCCCAGCCGUGUCCAGGACCUGAAGAUCUUGUGUGCUGAGAACGAGCAAACGCGAACGUGUUGGACGUCUGCUUUCCGGCUCUUCAAGCAUGGGAAGCAGCUUCAGUCCAACUACCAGCUGUCCAAGUCAACGCCCCGAAGCCUGGAGGGUUCCCCCCUCACAGACCUGAAGGCCGAGUCCAGCCUGGUGGCCAUGGACUUCUCAGGGAAAGCUGGAGGGCGGGUCAUCCAGAACCCGACGGAGGCCCAGACUGUGGAGCUGGAGGAGGGUCAGGCCUGGAGGAAGAGAGAGGCCCUGAGGGGCAGUCUGCCCGCCGUGAACUCUGCUGCCAGACUGUCCUCCAUCCACAAGACCCAGCCGUGGUUUCAUGGGGGCGUGUCCAGAAAGGAAGCGGAGAGGCUGAUAGAGAAGCAAGGCCUGGUGGAUGGGAUGUUCCUGAUCCGUGGCAGUCAACAGCAUGAGCAGUGCUUCGUCCUGUCGCUGUGCUAUCAGCUGAAAACCAAACAUUACCUGGUCAUCCCUUUUGAUAACGGGGGGAGGAAGUACUACACCAUAGACGACGGCGCGACUCUGUUCAUAGACCUUCUGCAGCUGGUGGAGUUUCACCAAAUCAACAAAGGGAUCCUCCCUGUGUGCCUGAAACACCCCUGCGUAUGCAUCACGCUGUAGCCCCGCCUCCUCUGCAGCUGCUGGAUGAAGAGCAGCAACUGCAAAUAUGAAGGAUAUGGUCAACCCCGUCAUUGGUAGUUUAAAAGAUUUUCCACAGCCUCUGCACCUUCACACAGUGGCUGGUUGAGUCCUGGAGGCUGAGCUGGUUAUGAUGGAGCACUUUAAAGAUGUACUGAAGAGACUUUUCUGUGAACCUGUGGAGCCGCCACACUAACGGUGGUUGUAGAAACAUUGGAGGGGAGUGUCCUGCCUCGGCCACCAGAGGGAGCUCUGACCCCUGGACCACACAGACGCAGCAUCACGUUCCUGGUUUGCUGUCCUGUACAGAGGAAUCAUUUGUUGGCUGUUUUUGCUCCUCAUGUCAUAGAUGGAACAUGACUUCAUGCAGUGGAUUGAUUUGCACAAACUGAAGGGAUUUGUUUUAAGGCUGGAUCCUUUUGGCUCAUAGACACAUUUUGACAAAUUCCACUUCUUACUUGCUGUUUUAUAGGAAAACUGGAAAUUUUAAAUGUUCUGGCUUCUAGUUGUUUAGGGAAAGGAGAAAAUGUCAAAAUGAUUGCCUUGAAAUCCUAUGACUUCCUACAUUGUAAACUUGAAGAAAAAUGAAAUUCCUGGUUAUGCAAGCAUACAAGAGGACUACUAAAAAGUAUAAUUAAGAGUCAAUGUAUGAAGUAUUGUUUGUUUAAUGAUGAAUAUUCUGUUUGAAAAUAAUCCAGUAAGUCAAACAGGAAACUUAUAUCCAGUCCUUUUAAAAGUUGUUACACAACCAGGCGCCUGUAAAAUAAAGUUCUUGUGUUCAUUUCUCAAAGA
Molecule: messenger RNA, 2594 nt
Organism: Oryzias melastigma (Indian medaka)
Lineage: Eukaryota; Metazoa; Chordata; Actinopteri; Beloniformes; Adrianichthyidae
Gene: grb7
Product: growth factor receptor bound protein 7
Exons: 15
Coding region: 204-1784 (526 amino acids)
Biological process (GO): signal transduction
Source: RefSeq, a predicted model, not a curated record